Heteronotia binoei (common prickly gecko) is the source of this 3320-nucleotide messenger RNA. RefSeq names its product alpha-1,6-mannosyl-glycoprotein 4-beta-N-acetylglucosaminyltransferase-like. NCBI's taxonomy places the organism in Eukaryota, Metazoa, Chordata, Lepidosauria, Squamata, Gekkonidae. The coding region runs from base 59 to 1450 and encodes 463 amino acids. Gene Ontology annotation, molecular function: acetylglucosaminyltransferase activity. The transcript is spliced from 3 exons. The record is from RefSeq and is a predicted model, not a curated record. Gene Ontology annotation, biological process: protein N-linked glycosylation.
GACAGAGAUCCUGUGAAGUUGCUAGCCUCCUGCAGGGAGGAUUCCUUCCCAAAGUGUCAUGCGAUGCUUCCUGAGACGUUCACUUAUAGCAGCCACAUUUCUCCUUGUGUUUAUGUUUAUCACUCUGGCUAUUUGGACUCCAAAGGACCUUGAGAUGGAGGAAGCACAGCAUUGGGCCGAGGAUAUUGGGCUACAACAACUUCAAGCUGACUGGAACCUGCAUAGCCUUCGAAAUCUAACCAAUGCCACCAACGUCUUGAGUAUCUCUUAUCAUUAUUUUGCUGGCAUUCCCCCUUUCAAGAAAAAGUUUCUGACUGUGGGACUGUGUUCUGUAAAACGGAAGAAAGGGAACUACCUCCUGGAGACACUGAGGUCCAUCUUUGAACAGUCAACACGUGAAGAGCUGAAUGAGAUGGUGGUAGUGGUGCAUCUAGCUGAUCCAGACCAGGAGUGGAAUGCUCAGGUUGUGGCGAAUAUUGCCAAGGGAUUUCCUCAUGAAAUCUUGCUGGGCCAUCUACUAGUUAUACAUGCCCCUCAUGAAUAUUAUCCUUCCCUAGAAGGCUUAAAACAGAACUUUAAUGAUGCUAAAGAUCGUGUGAAAUUCAGAUCAAAGCAGAAUGUAGACUAUGCCUACCUUAUGAACUUUGCGGCCAACCUCUCCACCUAUUACCUUAUGAUCGAGGAUGAUGUCCGGUGUGCCAAAAACUUCUUCUCAUUGAUCAGAAGGGUGCUGGAAUCUCAGAAGAGGUCUUACUGGGUCACCUUGGAAUUCUCCAAGCUUGGCUACAUCGGCAAGCUCUACCACUCCAGUGACCUUCCCCAGCUUUCUCGGUUUCUCUUACUCUUUUACCAAGAAAUGCCAUGUGACUGGCUUCUUGGACACUUUCGACUUCUUCUUACCCAGAAGGAGGUGAUUCGUUUCAAGCCAUCCCUUUUCCAGCACAUUGGCCUCUACUCCUCCUUCCAAGGCACAGCAAACAAACUGAAAGAUGAAGAUUUUGAAGAGAAUCCUAAUAUGUUUCCUGACAAUCCCCCUGCAGACAUGAUAACAGAUAUUGCCAGUUUUGAGAAUUACUUACCCUAUAAGGCCUAUACCAACUCAGAGGAGUACUUCUGGGGCAAGGCCCCCUCAGCUGGAAACUCAUUCACCAUUGUGUUCAAGCAGCCUGCAUGUAUAUUGCACAUACAGAUCCAAACAGGGUCUGAAAAGCACCAUGAAGACUAUCUCCGGUCAGGGCUUGUUGAGUUGGGCACUCAGAAGAAAACUGAUGGUAAAGGUUGUAACAUGUACACCUCUAUUGGACUGUUUGAGAAGGGAAACUUUGACAGACAGGGCCUGGAGAACAUAGCAGCCUCUGCCCCAGAGUGCAUACGCAUUGUGGUAACUCGAGAUCAGACUGAAUGGCUGGUCAUACGCAGCAUAAGGAUCUGGACAAAGCCCAGUCCCUAAAUGAAUGCUGUGUUGGGUCAGGAACUUCUGCAGACUUUGCUUUUGGGUAAAGACCUGUCUAGGUACAAUAAUCCAUUGUGGGAGGAGCAACAAGAGAUUCUGCAGUCUUGUCACAAUGAGUGGCUAUGAAACAUACAAGGCAAUUUUUUUUUAUCUAUAUGUGAUCCAAAGAGCCAGUUUGGUGUAGUGGUUAAGUGCACGGACUCUUAUCUGGGAGAACUGGGUUUGAUUCCCCACUCCUCCACUUGCACCUGCUGCAAUGGCCUUGGGUCAGCCAUAGCUUUGGCAUAGGUAGUCCUUGAAAGGGCAGCUGCUGUGAGAGCCCUCUCCAGCCCCACCCACCUCACAGGGUGUCUGUUGUGGGAGAGGAAGGUAAAGGAGAUUGUGAGCCGCUCUGAGACUCUUUGGAGUGGAGGGCGGGAUAUAAAUCCAAUAUCAUCAUCAUCAAAGCAUUGGAUUCUCCCAACCCAGUUCUCCAACAAUUUUGGCAACUUGUGGUGCCUUGAGUUGUUCCACUCAGGGAAGAGGCCUGACUGAAGUCCUUCAUGUUCAUCUUUGUUUUCAUGCUCCCUUUUUUAGAACCAUAUGGGGCUGGAAAAUAAUGGUUCAACUAGGAAACUGGAACAGUGUAGCAGGCAGAGCCUGUACCUCCAUCUUCCAGGACUCUUCUGGGCUCUGUACCAUUCAUAUCAAGUAGUCCUAGAAGCAAGAACUAUUUCAUGUUUUGGAGGGGGCCAGGCAGAGAGUAUCCAAAGCCCCCCUCUUCUCCUCUGAGCACAACCAGGACUCCCACUCAUGCCUUCCUUUCAGCAACCCACAUCUCCGCCUUCCUUUGUUUUUUUCCUUCCCCCACCUGUUUGUGAGCCUUCCUACUAACCAUAUGUCCUUUCCCCAGUAGUGCUGGGUGGUGAAUUAAGAGAGGAACACCACCACUUUGCCUGCUAGGAGUGCCACCAUUGACACCAGCAGGUCUGUUCCUGGCAGCAUGUGGUUGGAGAGGCUCUGUCUCUGGGCCCUGACAGCUGCCCUGCAUUAUAUUGAGGCUGGCCCUGCCUAGAAGGGAGUAGAGCAACUACUUUUCUGAAUUAUGAUGUAGGCAAGACAUGAUCCCUUAAACCCCCUGGCCCUAGCAAUUGGGAUUGUGUCCACCACCAUUAUGUUUUUCAGCUGCUAUCAUCUGAAGGGCAGGAUAAUGACCCUACAGGAGCAAAAGGAAAGACGUAACAGCACUGACUGAAAUCUCUAGAUGCAUUUUUAUGUAACUCCUCUCUCUAGCUUCCAAUAAACCCACUGUCAUUUAUUUGUACUUUGAGUCUAACUAUCGGACUGACAAUGUAUGGGUUUUUAUCUUGAGGAAAUGUAACCAGAGCACGCAUCAAUGAAUCUUUCUUACUUUGAUGUGUAAGUUAAAUUAUGAAUACUCAAAUAAAUCAGACACUGGUGAAUGUAAUUAGAAUCAUAUAUGGUAUCUUCAGCAGUUGCCAGAUGAUCUUCAGGUACACACCAGCUCAUGAAACAAACAUAGGUUAAGUAGUUCUAGUGGAGAAGGGGCCAGAAAAUAAGCACCUGGAACAGAAGCUUAUUUCCUAGCCAGGUACACAGCAAGGUAGUCUUGAGGAAUGCAGUGUCCCUCCAAGAUAGCAUCAUCUUACAGCAGACUCAGCCAGAAAAGCCAAUUCAAUCUCUAGUAUUUGUUUAGCUGUUCCAAUUCCUGAUAAUAGCAUCUGUACAAAUGAGAGGUCAGAUGUAGUCUUAAGACAAGGUUUCUCCCCACAAGGGCUUCAUAAUUCUUAAGAAUAGGGUCUGCAUCCUCCCCUAUUAUAAACCAGUGUUGUUUACAAGUGGAAUAAACUUCUGUGAAAUGAAUAAA